CAGAGUGGAUUUGGUCACUCCAGUGGUUUACAGUGGACGGGUUGAGGUGGAUGAAUGCAUGAUAACUCGGAAAGGAGGAGUAGAACAAUAACAAGCGUGUUGAGAGGAGAGUCGCUCUGAUUGGUUUUGGGAGGGAAGCCCCAUGUGCCUGGAUCUUAAGGCAGUUCCUGCCCUGAUCUAAUGGAGGAGAGCGGUACAUGGUGACAUCCGCUGUGCUGCAGUCAUCUCCAGUCUCAAACCUGUUCUGCCAAACCUCACAGCAUGUCCGGUGCCUACGAUGAGACAGCAGGGCCUGAUGAGGCCACAGACAGCUUCUGGGAGGUAGGGAACUACAAGCGUACGGUGAAGCGGAUCGAUGAUGGUCACCGACUCUGCAAUGACCUAAUGAGCUGCAUCCAGGAGCGUGCCAAAAUAGAGAAGGCCUAUGCACAGCAAUUAACAGACUGGUCCAAGAGAUGGAGACAGCUAGUAGAAAAAGGGCCUCAGUAUGGGACAGUGGAGCGAGCGUGGAUCGCGGUGAUGGCAGAGACGGAGAAGGUGAGCGAGCUCCACCAGGACAUCAAGAGCAGUCUGUUGAAUGAGGAUUUGGAAAAGGUGAAGAACUGGCAGAAAGACUCCUACCACAAACAGAUGAUGGGAGGCUUUAAGGAGACCAAAGAGGCAGAGGAAGGCUUCAGAAAGGCUCAGAAACCAUGGGCCAAAAAGCUCAAAGAGUUGGAAACAACAAAGAAAGCAUACCACAUGGCCUGCAAGGAGGAGAAGCUGGCCUCCACUCGAGAAGCUAACAGCAAGGGAGAGACAUCUGCCACUGCAGAACAACAGAAGAAGCUUCAGGAGAAGGUGGACAAGUGCAAAAAUGAUGUUCAGAAGGCCAAAGAGAAGUAUGAGAAGGCCUUGGACGAGCUGAGCAAGUGCACACCGCAGUAUAUGGAAAACAUGGAGAUGGUAUUUGACCAGUGCCAGCAGUUUGAGGAGAAGAGACUGGCCUUCCUACGGGAGGUGCUGCUGGACAUCAAGCGCCAUCUAAACCUCACAGAGAACCAAAGCUAUUCCACAGUCUACCGGGAGCUUGAACGAACCAUCACGUCCGCCAGUGCCCAAGAAGACCUCAAGUGGUUUAGUAACAACCACGGCCCAGGCAUGCAUAUGAACUGGCCACAGUUUGAGGAAUAUAAUCCAGACCUGAGCCACUCCAUUAGCAAGAAAGAGAAGGUGAAGAAGAACCAUGAUGGAGUCACGCUCACCCACGUCACACCUGCUGGGGAUCAUGCAACACCACACACUGGAGACCGGGGCAGUGUGAGCAGUUAUGAAAAGAACCAGGCGUACUCAGCAGAAUGGUCAGAUGAAGAGCAGACUGCGGCCCAGCCGGCCGCUGAGACAAACGGCGGAAACAACCCUUUUGAGGAGGACGUGAGCAAAGGGGUGCGGGUGAGGGCGCUGUACGACUACGAAGGACAAGAGCAGGACGAGCUCAGCUUCAGAGCAGGUGACGAGCUGACCAAACUAGAGGACGAAGACGAACAAGGCUGGUGUAAAGGCCGGCUAGACAGUGGUCAGCUUGGCUUGUACCCGGCUAAUUACGUCGAGCCCAUUUAGUUGCCUUGUUUGGAGGACGGCCUUCUUUCUAGAAUGGCCUGAAAGACUGCACUGUCCACUGCACAUAACCAGAGACUCCACAAUACUUUCUUGAACAACAGACUGGCUGAGCGUCUACCAUGCACAUUCCUCCUGUAUCUUAGUCGUCAGUGAAAACCGUCACAAAACAAACCACAACACGUACCCAAAGUAUACUGUAUCUACUGUGUCCAUCCAAGAGGUUUGGGUGAUCUUAAAUGAAGCCUUUGAAGCAGUACAUAUCUAACAUGUCAGUGCAGGGAGAGGUUUUGUAUCCCUGUGUAUCCGUUAUGAAUUUAUGUGCAGCUGGCAUAUGUGUACAAGUAUGUUCUCCUGUAAAAAACAACAAAAAAACAUUGACAUCGAUAUAAUGUAGUCCAUGAAGCCUAGCAUAGCAAGAAUGACUAUGCACUGUGUAUAUUUGAUGACUUUUGCGAGUGGCAGCGACAGUCUCAGUACCUGAUAUGGCCCUGCUUCAUGCGUUGCAUCUGGGUUAAGACAAUUACAUUCCUUUCUUACAUUUUAUUUAUUGAUUUGAUGACAUCCCUGUCAAAGGUGUGUAUGGUUUUUACCUCCCUGUAUAUGAAGCGACAUACGUUUCGGCAUGUGCUACAGUGUUUACUCAGUUAAUUCCACUCGGAAUGCUGCUUGCGCUGGUUUUAGCCGCCUUAUUGCAACUGGACUGUGAUUCUAAAUGCACUGGCAUUUAGAAAUUCAGUUCAGGUAAAUUGGCUUGUUUUUCUCAGGUGCUGUCAUGAUGUCCUGAUAUUUAGUUUGCCCCAUAACCACGAGCCUGUCUUUGUUCAAUCCACCUCAGACAGAUUUAGUAUUAAGUGUCAUGAAAAAGUGUCACAUUGACAUCCCCUUUUGACUACAGAAAAUAUUUAUUUAUAUAUUUCAACAAGAAUGUGAUCAUAUUUUGUUUCACAAUUUAAAUUAAUAACAGUCAUCUCCGUGGAAAUCCUGAGCUAUUUUUGGCCCACUUAAACAUAGAAAAACAUGUCUUACCUUAGCCUAGUCCUAUAAAUCUAGUCCAUAUUCUCCUUUCACUGGUGAAUUUCCAUUCAGAAUACUGUGUAGUCUAGGACUAGGUUUAAUCCCCGUCUGGGAACUUGACCCAUAAACUUAAAGGACAUUGCAUAUUAAAGGAUUCCUUCUACAGAGUAAUGACGAAGCAAAACCCUAGUGGGGACCAAUUAUCAUAAUGUCACAUACAUACUAACUGAUCCCUCCAAGCUUUUAUUCAUUGUUAGCGGUGAAAUGUUCCUUCAGAAUUCUCUUAUUUCUGUUCCAUGUGUGCUGAGGGCAUGAGAAUGAAUACAGCAGGAUCACAUCUGUACGUUAAAGCUCAUGUGAUGUAAUCUACUCUUAAUGCUGGUGUAGUGACUGUUCAACUAUAAAAUAAAACACAUCAACCUGA
Molecule: messenger RNA, 3037 nt
Organism: Colossoma macropomum (tambaqui)
Lineage: Eukaryota; Metazoa; Chordata; Actinopteri; Characiformes; Serrasalmidae
Gene: pacsin1b
Product: protein kinase C and casein kinase substrate in neurons 1b
Exons: 10
Coding region: 262-1599 (445 amino acids)
Biological process (GO): regulation of endocytosis; positive regulation of dendrite development; neuron projection morphogenesis
Cellular component (GO): endosome; plasma membrane; cytoplasm
Molecular function (GO): protein binding; phospholipid binding
Source: RefSeq, a predicted model, not a curated record